Molecule: messenger RNA, 453 nt
Organism: Eremomyces bilateralis CBS 781.70
Lineage: Eukaryota; Fungi; Ascomycota; Dothideomycetes; Eremomycetales; Eremomycetaceae
Product: Rhodanese-like protein
Exons: 1
Coding region: 1-453 (150 amino acids)
Cellular component (GO): nucleus; cytoplasm
Molecular function (GO): protein tyrosine phosphatase activity
Source: RefSeq, a predicted model, not a curated record
AUGUCCACCAUCUCCAUCUCCACCCUCCAGCGCAUCUCACCCAGCACCCUAGCCUCUCGCCUCUCCUCUCUUCAAGCGCCACUCUCUGACUCCGGAAGCUCCAUCGCUGUCAUCGAUGUGCGCGAUAGCGACUACAUCGGCGGACACAUCCUGGGGUGCCAGAAUGUGCCAUACGCCAACUUGGAUUGGAAGAUGCCGGAGUUGGUGCGUGAGCUGAAAAAUAAAGAUACGGUGGUGUUUCACUGCGCCUUGAGUCAACAGAGAGGCCCUAGUGCUGCCUUGCAGUAUCUGAGGGAGAGGGAGAGGUUGCUGAGUGGAGAGGCUGGAGGGGAGAAGAACGUGCAAGAGGUGGUCGUGCUUGAUGGAGGGUUCACGAAGUGGCAAGAGACGUAUGGGACCGAUGAGAAGUUGACGGAGGGAUACCUGAAGGAUAUUUGGGCGUUCGGAGGUUAG